AUGACAGUUAAUACAAUUGAAGAAAAAAUCUUAGCUUGUGCGAGAUAUAAAUUAAAUGUUGAUGAAAAAGUUAUACAAGCUGGUAUGUUUAAUCGUUCAUCAACAUCAAGUGAACGACAUGAUUAUCUUGAACAAUUAAUUGAAGGUGACGAUGAUAUUAAAGAUGAUGAUGAAGAUAUACCUGAUGAUGAAAUUCUUAAUCAAAUGACUGCUCGAACUGAAUAUGAAUUUAAUUUAUUCAAUCGUAUGGAUGUUGCACGACGUGAAUAUGAAUCUCUACAUGGUGUUGGUAGUGGUGGUGAUGGAGCUAAUGAACGUCGUCAUUGGAAAUUAGUUACAGCUGCAACACCAAUAACAACAAUAACAAUAACUGAUGAUACGAAAUUUCAAACACCUCGAUUUAAACGUAAAAAAGAAAGUGAUAAUGAAGAUUCAAUAGAUCAACCAGCUAAAAUUAUUGCGAAUGAAAAGAAAAUAACAACAGCAUUUAUUGAACAAAGUGAUGAUGAAGGUACUCGAGGAGGUGAAGAAACAACAACAACUACAACAACAACAAAUGAUGAAACAACACCAUCACCAUUAGAAGAUCUUGAAGAUGAAGAAGAUGUUGAUUUUUCUCAAGCAACACCAAGUGUUCAUCGUAAAAUGAAAAUAAAUCGUCUUAUAACCGAUGAUGAAUUACCUGAAUGGUUAAAAAAUGAUGUUGAAGAAGUUGAAAAAACACUUGAAAAUGAUGAAGAUUUUGGUAAAGGUCGUCGUCAACGUAAAGAUAUUGAUUAUAGUGAUAAUUUAACUGAAAGAGAAUUUUUACAAGCAUUAGAAGAAGGUAAUUUAGAUGGAGCUGUUGAACAAAAACGUUUAAAAAAACAAAAUCGUAAAAGUGCAUUAUCAUCACAAGAUAAUGAUAUUGAUCUUGAUGAAACUGAAGCACGUUCAUCAUUUGAUAAUCCAUCAACACCAAUAAUAAAUCAACAAAAUUAUUCAUCAAAACGUGGUAGUGUUAAAAAACGUUUACAAACUGUUGAUCCUAAAAUAGCACCACAAUGUCGUUUAUUACUUGAACGUUUAUUAGCAUAUCGUACAGAUGAUAAUCGACAAUUAGCACAACCAUUUAUACGUUUACCUGGACAAAAACAAUUACCAAUUUAUUAUCAAACAAUUAAAGAUCCAAUUGAUUUUCAACGUAUUAAAAGAAAAAUUGAUACAUAUAGAUAUUCAAAUUUAGAUGAAUUUCAAUAUGAUAUUGAAUUACUUGUACAAAAUGCUCAAACAUUUAAUUGUGAAACAUCAUUAAUUUUUGCUGAUUCAAUUCUAUUAGAAAAAAUUUAUAGAAAUUUACGUGAACAACUUGAUGCUGGUCUUAUUCAAGUACCAACAGCAAAUGAACAACCAACAACAACAACAACGACAGCAACAACAACAACAACAACAACAACAACAACAGCAACAACUCCUCGUACAUCAUCAAGACGAGGUCGUGGUACAAGAAUAACAACACCUAUUACAACUAAUGGUGAAGUUUCACGACGUGGACGAAAAAGAAAAUUAACUGUUAUUAAAGAUGAUGAUGUAUCAGAUGAAGAUCAACAACAACAACAACCAUCUGAUGAUGAACAUGAUGAUGGAGAUUUUGAAUAA
This is a messenger RNA of Rotaria sp. Silwood2, 1638 nucleotides long. Lineage: Eukaryota; Metazoa; Rotifera; Eurotatoria; Philodinida; Philodinidae. The record is from the annotation of a GenBank genome assembly.